This is a messenger RNA of Cariama cristata (Red-legged seriema), 987 nucleotides long. RefSeq names its product annexin A4 (gene ANXA4). The annotation marks the transcript as partial. Gene Ontology annotation, cellular component: cytoplasm. The record is from RefSeq and is a predicted model, not a curated record. The transcript has 11 exons. Gene Ontology annotation, molecular function: calcium-dependent phospholipid binding; calcium ion binding. Lineage: Eukaryota; Metazoa; Chordata; Aves; Cariamiformes; Cariamidae.
GCAACAAUCAAGGGGGUCUCAAGCUUCAAUGCUGAGCAAGAAGCACAGGCACUAAGGAAGGCUAUGAAGGGAUUUGGCACAGAUGAAGAUGCCAUCAUUGAGAUCUUGACCAAACUAAACGUUUCCCAACGUCAGCAAGUUCUGAUCACCUAUAAAAGCAGUAUUGGCAGGGAUUUGAUUGAUGACUUGAAAUCUGAGCUGAGUGGGAAUUUUGAAAGGGUGAUCAUUGGUAUGAUGACUCCUACCACCAUGUACGACGUGCAUGAACUGAGGAGGGCUAUGAAGGGUGCAGGAACAGAGGAAGGUUGCCUGAUUGAAAUUCUGGCUUCUCGCACAAAUGAAGAGAUUCGGCGCAUUAAUGAGAACUACAAACUUCAAUAUGGCCGUACCCUCGAGGAGGACAUCGUCUCUGACACAUCUUCCAUGUUUCGAAGAGUCCUUGUGUCCCUCGCGACAGGUAACAGAGAUGAGGGAACGUAUGUGGAUAAUGCCCUUGCCCAACAAGAUGCUCAGUGCCUGUAUGAAGCUGGGGAGAAGAAAUGGGGAACAGAUGAGGUUCAGUUUAUGGCUAUCCUCUGUACACGGAACAGAUGCCACCUACUAAAAGUUUUUGAUGCAUACAGAGGGAUUGCUAAUAAGGACAUAACAGACAGCAUUAAAUCUGAGAUGUCAGGAGACCUUGAAGAUGCUUUGUUAGCUGUGGUAAAGUGUGUGCGAAAUAAACCUGCAUAUUUUGCUGAAAGAUUGUAUAAAUCCAUGAAGGGCUUGGGAACAGAUGACAACACGCUGAUCCGAGUGAUGGUGUCCCGCUCUGAAAUAGAUAUGCUGGAUAUCAGAAGGGAAUUCCUGACCAUGUAUGGGAAAUCGCUCUACUCCUUCAUUAAGGGAGACUGCUCAGGAGACUAUAGGAAAGUUCUGCUCAGACUCUGUGGUGGAGAGGAUUAAAGGAUGCCUGGUGUACUGCCUGGGUGAUGGGAAGCAGCUGAU